Molecule: messenger RNA, 741 nt
Organism: Cornus florida
Lineage: Eukaryota; Viridiplantae; Streptophyta; Magnoliopsida; Cornales; Cornaceae
Exons: 2
Coding region: 1-741 (246 amino acids)
Source: RefSeq, a predicted model, not a curated record
AUGAUAGCCUUUGGCUACCGUCAGAACAAUUUAAACCACACGUUAUUUCUGAAGAAACAACAGGGUAAGAUCACUGCACUCAUUGUAUAUGUAGAUGAUAUGGUGGUUACAGGGAAUGAUCCUGAAGAAAUGAAAGCUCUCAAGAAGUACUUAUCCAGAGAAUUCGAAAUGAAAGAUCUAGGUCCUUUGAGAUAUUUUCUUGGGAUUGAAGUAUCUCAAUCUAAUAAAGGAAUCUUUACAUCUCAAAGAAAAUAUGCCUUAGAUCUAUUACAAGAGAUUAGCAUGACAGCAUGUCAACCAGCUGAGACACCAGUCGAAGAAGGAUUGAAGUUAUGUGUUGAGUCCAACCCAGUACCUGCUAAUAAAGGAAGAUACCAAAGACUUGUAGGGAGAUUGAUGUACUUAGCAUACAUGAGACCGGAUCUGGCUUAUGCAUUGAGCAUUGUUAGCCAGUUUAUGCAUGAUCCUGGAGAGCGACAUAUGAAUGUAGUUAUGCAAAUUUUGAGGUAUUUGAAAUCUAAUCCUGGAAAAGGAGUUUUGUUCACUAAAAAUGUUGGUUAUCAAAACAUAGAUACAUAUACUGAUGCUGACUGGGCUGGAGCUAUAGAUAAUAGACGAUCUACUUCUGGUUACUUUACUUUUGUAGGAGAUUUCUCUUGCGGGAUUUGGGUUAUCUACCUGGGUAACCUAUUCGAUUAUAUUAUGAUAAUAAAGCAGCAUGUGAUAUUGUCCAUAAUAUAG